CCGAUCACAACCCUGCUCCUACGAUUUUAAGAGGCAUCGCCUAAAUCCCUACUCGAUUUUUGGCGGGAUUUCUCUCCUCUUUCCCCCCAAAUUCUCCUCUUCUCUCUCUUCUCUCUGUCUCCCCCAAGAAUCAACCUUCAUCUCUUUAAUCCCCAAUGUCAGAUUCUAGGGUUUACACCGAGCCUCGUCGGAAUCCAUCGGCGUCAGGAGCUGGAAUCAUAUCGAGGAUCCGACUCGAGAAUUUUAUGUGCCAUAGCAGCCUCCACAUCGAGUUCGACGACUGGGUUAACUUCAUCACUGGACAGAACGGGAGUGGCAAGAGCGCAAUAUUGACUGCGCUUUGCGUUGCGUUUGGUUGUCGGGCUAGAGGAACGCAAAGGGCAGCUACUCUCAAGGAUUUCAUCAAAACUGGCUGCAGUUAUUCUUCAGUUACUGUGGAAAUCAAAAAUCAAGGUGAAGAUGCUUUCAAGCAUGAGACAUAUGGUGAUUUAAUAAUUAUAGAACGCAGGAUUACAGAGUCAACUAAUUCCAUUGUUUUAAAGGACAGACAAGGAAGAAAGGUUUCUCAACGGAGAGAUGAACUUCGUGAGCUUGUGGAACAUUUCAAUAUUGAUGUUGAAAAUCCAUGUGUGAUUAUGACUCAGGAUAAGAGCAGAGAAUUUUUACAUUCUGGAAAUGAUAAAGAUAAAUUUAAGUUCUUUUUCAAGGCUACCCUUCUCCAACAAGUUAGUGAGCUACUUCAAAGUAUCAGAAAUCAGCUGGAUGCUGCAGACGCAAUUGUGGAUGAACUUGAAUCAUCAAUAAGGCCUAUAACUAAGGAACUAAAUGAACUGCGUGAGAAGAUAAAGAACAUGGAACAUGUUGAAGAAAUUUCUCUUGAAUUGCAAAAUUUGAAGAAAAAACUGGCCUGGUCAUGGGUAUACUGUGUUGAUGGGCAAAUCCAAGAACAGAAGACUAGGAUAGAAAAGCUGAAAGAGCGUGUUCCCACUUGUCAAGCCAGAAUUGACAAAUACUUGGUCAAGGUUGGAGACUUAAAAGGAGUACUUCUUAGUAAGAAAACUCAUAUAAAAUCUUUGAUGGAAAAGACAUCUGAAGUGAGAAGGAUGAAGGAUGACUUGCAGCAGAACCUAUCCGUGGCGACAAAAGAGAGACUUGAACUUGAGGAAGACCAUGUCCGUGGAAUCAACCUACUUAAGAAGAUGAAGAAUCGUGUUAGAUUACUUGAGCAGCAAAUUCAUGGCAUUCAGGAGCAACAUAUCAAAGAAACACAGGCUGAGGAAUAUGAAAUUGAGGAACGAAUAAAGAAACUUGAGGAUGAGAUCAAUGAAGCUGACAAAAGUGUCAGAAGGCUGCAGGAGGAGGAAAAUGCAAUAUCAGAAAGCUUAGCAGCUGCAAGAAAUGCUAUAAGAGAUAUUGAUAAAGAGAUUGAUGAAUGUGAAAGGAAGCAUCGGGAUCUACAUUCAUACAGUUGUGAGCUUCAACAACGGCAAACUAACAAGGUCACGGCAUUUGGAGGUGAAAAGGUACUCUACCUCUUACAAAUUAUUGAGAGACAUCACCGAAAAUUUAAGAGCCCACCCAUUGGCCCAAUUGGAGCUCACGUGACACUGGUCAACGGCGACAGCUGGGCACUAGCAGUUGAUUGCGCUAUUGGAAGAUUGUUAGAUGCCUUUAUCGUUACUAAUCAUAAAGAUUCUCUUGCUUUACGAGCUUGUGCAAGAGAAGCACGUUACCAGAAUCUUCAAAUCAUUAUUUAUGAUUUUUCAAUGCCACGGUUGAGUAUUCCUAGUCAUGAUUUACCAUCGACUAAUCAUCCAACAACUCUUUCUGUUAUACAUACUGAGAACCCUACUGUCAUGAAUGUUUUGGUCGAUAUGGGUAAUGCGGAGAGACAAGUUCUUGUCAAAGACUAUGAAAUGGGCAAAGCUGUUGCCUUUGAACAAAGAAUUCGAAACUUGAAGGAGGUUUACACCUCUGAUGGAUAUAGAAUGUUUUGUCGUGGCUCUGUGCAAACGACUCUUCCUCCAAAUAAGAGGGCGAGGGCUGGCCGCUUAUGUGGCUCAAUAGAUGAUCAAAUUUCUGAUAUUAGGAAGGAAAUCUACAAGGUACAAGAAUUUAUUCAAGAAGGUAGAGGGAGGAAACGAGAUGCUCAGGAAGCACUUCAAAAUCUUGAAGGCAGAGCACAGAGUCUCAAGAGGCAAAGAAUACAUGAAGAAAGGCCUAUGAUGUCGAAGAAACUUGCUUUAAGGGAUAUGCAGAAUGCUUAUGCCGCUGAAAGACACAUUGAUCAGACAGCUAAUGUUGAGGAGCUUUAUGAAGAAAUCUCGCAAAUACAAGAUGAUAUACAAGGGAAGGAAUUGUUACUUGAGAAAAUACAUGUUAGGAAAACCUUGGCAGAAGAGAAAGCCAAUGAUCUAAAGAAGUCUUUUGAGAGCUUAUGUGAUUCGGCAAAAGGAGAAAUUGAUGCCAUUGAAGGAGCAGAGCAUGAGUUGUUAGUGACUGAAGAAGAACUCCGUGCCGCAGAAGCAGAGAGGGUCCAUUAUGAAGGUGUAAUGAAUAAUAAGGUUCUGCCUGACAUUAAAGCAGCAGAGGAACAUUACGAGGAACUACAUCGUAACCGUCAGGAGAACUUUGAUAAGGCUUCAAUUAUCUGUCCUGAGUGCGAGGUGGAGGCUUUAGGGGGUUGUGCUAGUAAUACUCCAGAGCAUUUUAGUGCCAAGAUAAACAGAUUGAAACAGAGGCUUCAGCGUGAAAACAUGAGAUAUGACGAAUCCAUUGACGAUCUCAGAGUCAUGUAUGAGAAAAAGGAGCGUAAAAUUUUAAAAAGACAACAAAUGUAUUCAGCUUUCCGUAACAAGUUAAUUGCAUGCCAGGAGGCACUUGAUUUGCGGUGGAGCAAGUUUCAGAGGAAUGCUUCUCUUUUAAAGCGGCAAUUAACUUGGCAGUUUAAUGGACACUUGAAGAAGAAAGGUAUGAGCGGCCACAUUAAGGUGGAUUAUGAAAAGAUGGUCCUCUCUAUAGAGGUAAAGAUGCCUCAAGAUGCUUCUGGAAACACUGUUCGAGAUACAAGAGGCCUUUCAGGUGGAGAGCGCUCUUUUUCCACCCUUUGCUUUGCAUUGGCUCUUCAUGAAAUGACAGAGGCACCUUUCCGAGCAAUGGAUGAGUUUGAUGUUUUCAUGGAUGCAGUGAGCCGAAAGAUUAGCUUAGAUACACUUAUUGAUUUUGCAGUGGAACAAGGGUCUCAGUGGAUAUUUAUCACUCCCCAUGACAUUAGCAUGGUGAAGGCUGGGCAGAAGGUCCGGAAGCAGCAGAUGGCGGCACCCCGUUCAUAAUUAACAGGAGAUUAAUUUGUACUGUAUAGUAUUUAUAUGUGAGUCGGGGGCUUUAUUAUUUUGGGUGAAAGUGGGAAAACCCGCUUCUUCAUUGAGGAAAUUCCUCCUGUAUUUAUAAGGGUCCCCUUGUUGGCUUACAGUUUUGAGAUUGGACCAAGCCUUGUAAAUCAACUGGAGCAAACACUUUUUGGUUCACCUGUGUAACGCUAUUUUUCUGCAGCUAAUCGGUGAAAUGUAAUUGUAAGCCUCAGACACGCUAUCUGUCUACUUGUAUUGAAUUAUCAGCAAGGAGGGUCCUGGAUUAGGUAGAAUAAAUAGCGAUCAACGUUCAUAAUAAAUCGGGUUGGAUCCUCAAUUCGUACUAAUAUUUACCUUGAUGGGAA
Molecule: messenger RNA, 3715 nt
Organism: Asparagus officinalis (garden asparagus)
Lineage: Eukaryota; Viridiplantae; Streptophyta; Magnoliopsida; Asparagales; Asparagaceae
Product: structural maintenance of chromosomes protein 6B-like
Exons: 28
Coding region: 156-3332 (1058 amino acids)
Biological process (GO): double-strand break repair via homologous recombination
Cellular component (GO): Smc5-Smc6 complex; nucleus; site of double-strand break
Molecular function (GO): damaged DNA binding; single-stranded DNA binding
Source: RefSeq, a predicted model, not a curated record